Messenger RNA from Suillus fuscotomentosus, 1256 nucleotides. RefSeq names its product SET domain-containing protein. NCBI's taxonomy places the organism in Eukaryota, Fungi, Basidiomycota, Agaricomycetes, Boletales, Suillaceae. Gene Ontology annotation, cellular component: nucleus. The record is from RefSeq and is a predicted model, not a curated record. Gene Ontology annotation, molecular function: protein binding. The coding region runs from base 109 to 1197 and encodes 362 amino acids. The transcript is spliced from 2 exons.
CCGAAUUGCUCAACUUAAAAAAUAGUAGCGAACAAGUUUCUGCUACUUCAUCUGGCCGGCUAUCUUCGGUGUACCUUCCUUCGCGCCCAGAAGCUAGAAGGAUCUUAAAUGACUCGGUCACUGAUCGGCCUGCGCACCACACCACACGGGGGACGUUCUCUCUUUCCUAUCCAGCCCAUUGCUGAGGGGACCAGCAUCUUUACAUGUGAAGCUCCUUUUGCACAUGUGAUUUAUAAAGAUUAUCGCAGGGAGGUCUGUGCUCAGUGUUUCGCGUAUGCAGCAAGUACUUUUCGAAGUAUUGGUGAUCCACGGACUUGGAGUAUCAGAAGUUGUAGGGUAACUGCAGAGACUGUUUGGUUCUGUACAGAUGAAUGCAAGGUCACAUGGGAAAGUGGGGUGAUAGGUCCCUUGAUAGCAGAUAUCAAUGCUCUUCUUGGCAAAGCAAAGAUAGCCACUCGGAGGAAUUCAGCCAGGGACGGCUACGAUCCGAUAUUGCCAAAUGGUCCUCCUGCGCAAAUCACGCAAGAUUACAUCGACAAAGCCUGGGGGGAUGUCGAGGAAUUGGUUUCCUCUCGUGCUCGUCUUUCUUCGUACUGCUCAACGAUGAAUUUAGAAGAUAUGGAACUCGAAAUAUCGCGCUCAGUUGCGUCGGCCAUCAUCCAGCGAUAUGUAUUUGAUCACCGUCUUGCCAGUCUCACAACUUCUUCGAUAAUAUCCACCUUAGAUCCAUGGACAGAAGUUCUUGAUCUCCAGAGCAGCGAGCUCUCGAACGUUAGUCUACGGCCUUAUAUUCUUGCGGCGCAUCUCCGUGUAUACGCUUUUUUGUGUCAUUCACUUCCAAAGCAUCUCAGAUUGUACGUUCCUACGGCUCGACAUAUCCUUGCGCGCGACACCGGAAAUGCCUUCGGGAUUUGGGAUGGAGAUCACAGAGAUGAAAUGCUCGGAUGGGGCCUUUGGGUAGGCGCGAGUUAUUUUAAUCACAGUUGCUGCCCAAAUGUCAAAAAGACACGCGUCGGACGCACUAUCCACUUCACUACCUCUCGUUCAGUCGAAAUCGGCGAGGAGCUCUGCAUUAGCUAUAUCGAUACCAGUCAAGCCAUUGCGCAGCGCAGACAGGAUCUAGAAAACAGUUGGUUUUUCAAAUGCGGGUGCCAGCGUUGCCAAUCAGAAGAACCUAAUGGGGCAUCUCCGCGUUGAUGUUGGUGAUUGUGACCGUACAUACUUGUAACAAUGUGUGGGGGUUGAGCGGAUUUCAU